This is a messenger RNA of Glossina fuscipes, 703 nucleotides long. RefSeq lists its product as uncharacterized. The transcript is spliced from 3 exons. The record is from RefSeq and is a predicted model, not a curated record. Bases 42 to 590 code for a protein of 182 amino acids. Lineage: Eukaryota; Metazoa; Arthropoda; Insecta; Diptera; Glossinidae.
GAGAAAUCAUUUACGAAGGGAAAACAAAAAAUUUAAAGAAAAUGAUAAAUAUGUUCAUCUUAAGUAUUCUUGCAAUAGUUGUGGCUUUAAUAAAAUUAAACACUGCUGGCCAAUCUCUAACCAAUGCCAUACACCGUACUCUAGCUGCCCAAGAACGUAUCAACGAUUUGUGGUGUUACGAUUGCAACACCAUGGAUCAGGGUGAUUUAUGUGUGGAUAUAUUAAAAUUGAAUGUGUCGGGAUUAUUGAAGAAGUGCACCGGCGAUGACUUUAUAUGCAUGGUAAAGCGAUUUUCCUACACCACUAGCACAGAGAAUCAGACAAGUGCACCGAAAAUGUGGUCUUUAGAGCGUCGAUGUACGGGCACCUGUGAAUCCGGUUGCAUAGUUAUUGGAGAACGUACGAAACUAUAUGCUUGUACUUCCUGCUGCGAAUCAUCCAAAUGCAAUGUGGGUAAAGGUUCAUCUUCGGCAGUCUUAUAUUCCCGCAUUGAAACUGGUAUUGGAACUGUUUUGACCCUAUUGGGAGGACUUUUGAAUUACUUCACAUAUCCAAAAAUUUACCGAUUAGUAAAGAUUUUUUAUUAUUAAACUUAUUUUACUUACUAUUCUUAUGGUUAAAAGUAGUAUCAAGUUUUAUUUUUGUGGACAUUCUAUAUAAAAAUUUUACUUAACUAUCGUAACCAGAAAGUUUUUACGUUCGU